This is a messenger RNA of Dentiscutata erythropus, 228 nucleotides long. The record is from the annotation of a GenBank genome assembly. Lineage: Eukaryota; Fungi; Glomeromycota; Glomeromycetes; Diversisporales; Gigasporaceae.
AUGACUGACAACAAACUGGUCAUCAAGAAUGUUGAUAUGAGCGAAGAUAUGCAGCAAGAAGCUCUUGAUUGCGCCAACACAGCCUUGGAAAAACAUAGUAUUGAAAAGGAUAUCGCAGCUUAUAUCAAGAGGGAAUUUGAUAAAAAAUAUGGCACAACCUGGCACUGUAUCGUCGGAAGAAAUUUUGGAAGCUACGUGACUCACGGAAUUGAUGAAAUAAAUUGGUAA